AUGGUCCACACUGACUGGCAGCAGCAGUUCCGGGUUUCCGACGGGAGCUUUGCCAGCCCGACCCGGAGCUGCUGCCUGGCUGGGACUGAAGCCGGGAGGAGCGUCUACAUGCAAAGCAAGAAGAGCCGCGUUGGAUCCAGCAGCAGCAUCCCCUUCCUUCGCAGCGGGGCCCGCGAAAUGCCUCCGAGUCUGGGAAGAUCUCCAGCAGCCGGAGAUGGAGGCUCCUCCUCGGCUUCGGAACCUGGAGGCGGCGGACACCCAUCGAGGCUAGUCGCCGCUUGUCCUUCCCAAGCCCACGUCCAUCCCACGGGGGCGGGGGGGCUCCUGCCAGAGCUCGGGCUGCGCUCGCCUCUCCGCCGCCACUGCCCGAAGCCGCCCCCAGCGGGGAGGGGCCCGAAUGCAGAGCCCUCCUCCGCAGGGCCAAGGCGGGCUGGUGUGGGCCGCGGAGCUCUCUGCCAGAGGCGGGACUUGUGCGUGGGCAAUUCCACCACGCCACUCAGCGGGCAGAAGCCGCGCGGGCCGGGGCGGAGGGGGGGAGACAGAGGCCCCCUCCCCAAAUGCCCCUCGGGAAGGAAGCCGGCCCGUGAGUUGGGGGAGAAGCGACGGCCCGCCGGGACCUCCCGGGUGCCACCCCAGCCCAGCCCCACCCGGCGCGGAUUUGCCAGGCUGCCCUCGCGCCGCCGAAACCCUCUGCGGGAGGGUCUGAAUAGCUCUCUCCCCCCCUCCCGCCGCCGCCCCCCGCUGGACUUGCCAGGCGCGCAGCUUCCCCCGCCCCGGGAGACCCCUGGCAGCUCCGAGGCGACCCUUCCCUGGCUGAAGACGCAGCGGAGCGACCGCGCCGGAGAGGGGCAGGUAGCCCACCCUCCUGCCGCGUCCCAGACUGGCGCGGCGCUGAGGCUGCGGCGCUGUGAUGCUUCGAAGCGCCCGCCCGCGCGCCCGGCAGGCAGCGGCAAAGGCAGAGCGGUCUCCCCGCCACGUCCCGCGCGGCGCCGCUUUCCCCCGAGGGGAACCACCGGUGGCGGGGCGGGAGGACCGGAGGAAAGGCAGGACACACCUUUUCAGAACAAGCCAACAGCACCGCCAGGCCUGUUCAGCUGGAAGAGAGAGACUGGCCAGCCAGCCCAGGCACAGAAGCAUCCGCGCAGAGGAGCAGGGAUCCAUCCAGACCCAGGCCUGAGGCCUCCCUAGUCCAAGGGCAGCACAGGGCACCUCACUGGGGCCGGGCGGGGUUGGGGGAGAAUCCAGCAGAGAACCCAAAGAGCUGUUCAGGUGCAUGGAGGGAGAAUUGUAUGAAGGGAAGGGGUGGCUGAGAUGGAAGAGAGGACACCUUUGGCUGCAAGGAAAUGCCAGCUUCGCCAUCCUUUGGGUUUCUCGCUCAUUCAUCCAUCAGUUUAUAUACUGCCCUUCCUGAAGUGUCUCAGGGCGGUUUACAUUAAAAUAAAAA
Hemicordylus capensis (graceful crag lizard) is the source of this 1444-nucleotide messenger RNA. RefSeq names its product translation initiation factor IF-2-like. NCBI's taxonomy places the organism in Eukaryota, Metazoa, Chordata, Lepidosauria, Squamata, Cordylidae. The transcript is spliced from 2 exons. The record is from RefSeq and is a predicted model, not a curated record. Bases 1 to 1188 code for a protein of 395 amino acids.